Papaver somniferum (opium poppy) is the source of this 3055-nucleotide messenger RNA. RefSeq lists its product as uncharacterized. The transcript has 17 exons. NCBI's taxonomy places the organism in Eukaryota, Viridiplantae, Streptophyta, Magnoliopsida, Ranunculales, Papaveraceae. Bases 616 to 2859 code for a protein of 747 amino acids. The record is from RefSeq and is a predicted model, not a curated record. Gene Ontology annotation, molecular function: protein binding.
CAGCUGAGCUAGGAAACUUCAAGGUCCCAGCUUUCCAAUCUCCUCAACCGACUGAAAUUUUCAUUUUACUUUCGUCUAUAAAUUGCAGUGAAGCAAAAAUUUCGGUUUUAUCCCGCCAUUUCUCUCUCUACUCUUUCAAAUUUCAAAUUUUGAAUUUCGAAUUUCAAACUUUUCCUCAUUACGCAAAAAUGGUGAACUCUAGAAACUUUUCUUAUGUGUUUCUUCAUCUUCAUUCAGUUCUUCUUCUUCUUCUUCUUCUUCUUCUUCUUCUUCUUCAUCGAUCUGCUAAUUCGAUCUCUGAUCUACUUUUUGAUUUAGGUUGUGGCACAGAAACUCAAGGAAGCAGAAAUUACAGAACAGGAUUCUCUAUUACUGACGAAAAACCUGCUUCGUAUUGCGAUAUUCAACAUAAGCUACAUCAGAGGGCUUUUCCCUGAAAAUUACUUCAAUGAUAAAUCAGUUCCUGCUUUAGUUUCAUUUAGCUAUUCGAAUUCUGACAGUGAAGAGGUGAUGAUGAACAUAAGUCGUACUGGAAAUAAGAAACAAGGAGCAACAUUCAAGUCUAAUGGCAAUACAGACAUUACACCAAACCAAAUGAGGAGUUCUGCUUGUUAAAUGGUCCGAACUCUGGUUCAAUUGAUGCGAACACUGGACCGUAUGCCAGAAGAGCGUACCAUCUUGAUGAAGCUUCUUUUGUAUGAGGAUGUCACUCCUAUAGACUAUAAGUCUCCAUUCUUCAUAGGCUGCUCAGAACAAGAAGCUAACAAUCCAUGGUUGAAGAACCCUCUCAAAAUGGAAAUCGGAAAUGUUAACAGCAAACAUUUCGUACUAGCUCUCAAGGUCAAAAGCAUCCUGGAUCCAUGUCAAGAUGAAAACAAUGACAUGAAAGCUGAUGAGGUAAUCAGAUUGGGUGUUGAUUCAACGCCAACAACUGAUCCUUUAGAUUCAGAUAGCGAGAUGAGCCAUUCAGCAAAUGAUGACGACGGGUACAUUGUAGCUUCUGUAGCCCGAUCACUUGAAAACAAUGGCAUGGCGGAUCAUGAAGAUGAUACACGGGAUGCAGAAGAGGACGAACAUCAGCUAAAACAUGUAAGAGACUGGAUUAGCUCUCACCACAUUGACAAUGUUGAACUGACUGAUGUUUUCUCUAGCUUCCCGGACAUAUCAGUGGCUCUGACUGAAGAAAGCAUGGAUAAACUUGUAUACCAAAAUAUACUGUCAAGAACAGGAAAGGAUUCUUACUCCAUCGGCAAGCUGAAGAAAUCCAAUCAGGCAAUUGUCUUGAAGGAAGAGAUGGAUGUACAAGUAAACCAAGUUGAUGAGAAAGUUCAGCAAGGGAAUGAUGAAGACUACUUGUACUUGAAGGCUCUGUAUCAUGUCCUUCCACUGGAUUAUGUUACAGUAUCUAAACUUCAAAGUAAGCUGGAAGGAGAGGUAAAUCAGGCAACUGUGCAUAAAAUGUUCGAUAAGAUGGCUUGUGAUGGGUAUGUGGAAGCCAAGAGCAAACCAAGAUUAGGUAAACAUGUCAUUCGAUCUGAAUUGACUGACAAGAAGCUACUUGAGGUCAAGAAUGUUUUGGAGAUCAAGUUAUCGGCAAUAGAUACAAGUGAACCUCAAAACGUAUCAACCUGCGGUGGUCUCCACUCUGUUGGUUCUGAUCUUACUAGAACUCGUGAAAGAUCAGCCGAAACUCAUCAGAUGGGAUCAUCUAGAAUUCAGGAGCUGCUUGGAAACAACACAUCCAUCCGCAGAAAUGAGGGUUUUCUUAUCUAUGUUAAUUUCCUCUGUAAUAAGACCUUGGUCCUUGAGGUUCUGAGCUCAGAAUCCGUUCAUACCGUGAAAGCCAAGAUUCACUUCAAGGAAGGGAUCCCUCCAUCACAACAGUGCUUGUUUUUUCGCAGUAAAGAAUUGACAGAUGGAACGCUCGCUGAAUACUGUAUAACCAAAGCCUCGACUCUUCAUAUUCUCCUUUGCCUUCGUGGAGGAGGUAGUCGAAAGAAAGAACAGAAAAAGGCACGAAAGAGAACAUAUGGAAAACAGGAGGAGCAAGAAAAGGCUGAGAGGAUAACACAGGAGCAGGCCCAAAAAGCAGACAAAAAAGAUAAAAAAGACAAAAAGAAAAAACAGCAUGAGGAGAAUAAGAUAAUGCAGGAGAAGAAUGAUAUCGUUCUGUCUAUCUGGAGAGCUCACUGGGAUGCGAAAUAUGAAUCUGACGAGAGGUUUCUGGAUGAGGAAUCUUUGGAUGUUAAAAGGGAAAUACAACUGCAGGAGACUGAAGAAAUUACGAAUAAUAUAAUGGCGGAGGAGAUAAUGGUUCUGUCUAUCUGGGAAACUCGCUGGGAUACCGCAUAUGAUUCAGACAAGAAGUUUCUGGAGGAGGAGUCUCUGAAUGAAGGAAAAAGACAGCAGGAGGAGACUGAAGAAAUCAAUAGUAAGAUGAUGCCGGAGGAGAAUAAGAUAGGUCUGUCAAACUGUGAAGAUCUAUGGGAUGUUAAGUAUGAUACUGAUGAUUCUGACGAGAAGUUUAUGGAGGAGGCAUCUUUUGAUGGGAUAGAUAAACAAUUAAUGUCGAUGGAUCUUAACUCAAUGUCAGCGUUGGAAGUGUUUGAUUGGAUACGUGAAUGGGAUAACAAAUAUGUUGACGAAGUUCUUGAGGAAGAAUCUCUGGAUGAAAACAGCAGCGGAGGAAUUAGUGUCAGAUUUCGAUGGACCCCUUCACAGGAGUAUGUUAGAAUUGCAGGUGUUGGAGGAGGCUCGCGAGGAGCUUAUGGGCAGGUCAUUGCACGUCAUGCCAAAAAUAACAGCAGCAACGAUAUGCCAGAAUUGCUGCCACUAUGGAAGGUAUUGCAUAGUGGUUAACACGUAAGUGUGUCGGUGUCUUAUUAGUGAGUUGUAUCAAGAGAGGAAUGAGUGAGUAUAUUUUGAAAGCUGUUUGUUCGACUUAGGCGAAAACAAUUCGUUUUAUUUUGAAAGCUGUUUGUUCCCAUCGCAGUAGGACCUCCUGUAUUAUUCACACGGAUUGUCUUAAAUUUGUUCUAGAUAGUAAUUCCAAGGA